GAAGCCCCAAGCCUCGCCUCUCGCCGGCGGAGAGCCGCGCCGUGCGCCCCCGCGAGCGCGGACCUGCGGGGCGAGGGGCGGGCGCGCGUCCCCGCCGCUGCGGGGGGAAGGACCGAGGCCGGCGGGGCCCGCGGCCCGCAGACGCUGAGGCCAGAGCCCCCUCCCCGGCCCCGCGCCCGCGCCAUGCCGCGGGGGAGGUGAGCGGGGCGACGGCCGGGGACGGGCGCGGGGGACGCCGCGUCUCCGAGGCGGGGCCCCAGGGGCGCAUCGCCACCUCGCAGCGGUCCUUCUGGCGCGGGCACCCUGGGGAGCCUUGUGAUGGAACCCGGAAUCUCAAAGAGCGUGGCACCGUGAUUUCAAAGAUUUGUCCCUCCCCCCUUCACCAGAACGAACGGCCCCUCGCGGCGGGCCGCGCCCCUCCAACCCCUCCCCGCUGCGCCCCCUCCCCGCGCGCCCCCUCCCCGCGCGCCCUCCCCGCCGCCGGCCAGGCCGGGGCGCUGAGCCGGGCUCCCCGCAGGUGCCGCGCCCCUGGCCCGCGUCCCCGCCAUGGAGGUGCUGCGGCGCUCCUCGGUCUUCGCCGCCGAGAUCAUGGACGCCUUUGACCGCUCGCCCACCGACAAGGAGCUGGUGGCCCAGGCCAAGGCGCUCGGCCGGGAGUUCGUGCAUGCGCGACUGCUGCGCGCCGGCCUCGCCUGGAACGCGCCCGAACGCGCCGCUCCCGCCCCCGGAGGCCGCCUGGCGGAGGUGUGCGCGGUGCUGCUGCGCCUGGGAGAUGAGCUGGAGCUGAUCCGGCCCAGUAUCUACCGCAACGUGGCUCGUCAGCUGAACAUCUCCCUGCAGUCUGAGACAGUGGUGACCGACGCCUUCCUGGCCGUGGCAGCACAGAUCUUCUCCGCAGGCAUCACGUGGGGCAAGGUGGUGUCCCUGUACUCAGUGGCUGCGGGGCUGGCCGUAGACUGUGUGCGGCAGGCCCAGCCCGCCAUGGUCCACGCUAUCGUCGACUGCCUCGGGGAGUUCGUGCGCAAGACCCUGGCGCCCUGGCUGCGGAGGCGCGGCGGAUGGACCGAUGUCCUCAAGUGUGUGGUCAGCACCGAGCCCGGCUUCCGCUCACACUGGCUGGUGGCCGCACUCUGCAGCUUCGGCCGCUUCCUGAAGGCCGCCUUCUUCGUGCUGUUGCCAGAGAGAUGAGCCGCUGGCUCGGGCAGAGGCCGAAGCCAGGCUCUCCGAACCAGGAGACCCCCGGCCCUCGAAAGCGCCAACGUCCUCCCCAACCAGGCUGGGAACGCUCCGAUCCUCAGAGCCCCGCCUCAGUGCCGGAGGCCCUGCCCUGAGCCCCUUGUCCACAGACCCUGGCCCUCUAGAAGGGGAAGCAGGGGGGCCUCCCUGGCCUGGAGCUGGGUUUCAGUGCUUUCCCUUGGAACCCCUCCCUGUCCUCUUCCAUCUGGAGCCAUGAAGCCAGGGUCACCAUCCAGGUCCCAAAGGAAGGGGGCUGAGAACGCCAGGCUGUCACUUGAUGCCCGGGUCCCGUCCGUGAAGGGUGACCACGUCAGGACGUGAGCUGGGCCGUGGGCCCUGCACAUUCAGUCGGAAGGAGACCCUGGCCUGGCCAAGGCUGGAGGAGCUGUGGGGUCUUACUGACCUUGUAAACAGGGCAUAGAGCUCAUGUGCUGGUUGCUUAAUCCAUUUCUGGAGGGAGCGCGUGUCCCCCUCCCAUGGUAGGGAGGCUGUGUUGGGACCGGGGGUGUGGGCUCCAAGCUGGCACGCCUGACCUGAGAGCACAGGAGCCUGUGAACAAGAAGGCUGGUGUGUGUGUGUUCAGUCCCAAUAAAGUUUCAUGGCAACGGA
Prionailurus viverrinus (fishing cat) is the source of this 1845-nucleotide messenger RNA. RefSeq names its product BCL2 family apoptosis regulator BOK (gene BOK). Gene Ontology annotation, biological process: regulation of apoptotic process; extrinsic apoptotic signaling pathway in absence of ligand; intrinsic apoptotic signaling pathway in response to DNA damage. The record is from RefSeq and is a predicted model, not a curated record. Lineage: Eukaryota; Metazoa; Chordata; Mammalia; Carnivora; Felidae. Gene Ontology annotation, cellular component: mitochondrial outer membrane. The coding region runs from base 547 to 1188 and encodes 213 amino acids. Gene Ontology annotation, molecular function: protein heterodimerization activity; protein homodimerization activity. The transcript is spliced from 4 exons.